Messenger RNA from Drosophila obscura, 472 nucleotides. RefSeq names its product cytochrome c oxidase copper chaperone-like. The transcript has a single exon. Gene Ontology annotation, molecular function: copper ion binding; copper chaperone activity. Gene Ontology annotation, cellular component: mitochondrial intermembrane space. The coding region runs from base 125 to 388 and encodes 87 amino acids. NCBI's taxonomy places the organism in Eukaryota, Metazoa, Arthropoda, Insecta, Diptera, Drosophilidae. Gene Ontology annotation, biological process: mitochondrial respiratory chain complex IV assembly. The record is from RefSeq and is a predicted model, not a curated record.
UCCAGAAAGUAGUUCCACUCGUUUCACGUCAAAUUGCAAAUAUCAAAAAUAAAUCCAAAUUGUGCCUAUAAAAAUAUUUUAUCGUGCCACUCGAGGACAAGUUCUGCUACUAAUUUGCUUAACGAUGGGCAACCGCGUAUCCAAACAAUUCCAAACGGCACCAGCCGCUGCAUCAGAGCCCAUUGCAGCAGCGCCCGUGGCAGCAGAGUCCGUGAGCAACGCUGCAACGGCCGCUGGUGACAAGAAAACCAAGUGCAGUGCCUGCUGUGCCUGUCCGGAGACCAAGCAGGCACGGGACCAGUGCUUUCUGGAGCACGGCGAAGAGCACUGCCUGGGCGUGAUCGAUGCAUACAAGAAGUGCAUGCUCGAGGCAGGUUUCAAUAUCUAAAGUAGAAACCACAAACUGGCGCCCCUCUCCAAAUGCUUGCGAUAAAUAAAUAAAUUCCCUAUUAAAGAUAAGAAGCAAAAAUAA